AUCCUUUUUAACCCUUUUUUUUUUUUGGGGGGGGGGGUCAGUUCUGAAGGACCCCCAGCCCUUUGCCUGGAAGGAGCCGAUGUGAUGGAAGGAGAUCAGCCCCCCCUGACUCCAGAAGAGCUGACCACCCCCGCCGUGAAGAAGGCUCACACCCCAGCUCUCCAUGGGGACGCCAACACUGCCGUCAUCGCAGUGGUCAUCACCCUGGUCUUCCUCACCCUGCUGACGGUGCUGGUGGUGAUCAUCAUCUACCUGUACAGAAACAAAGGCAGCUACCUCACCUACGAGCAGCCGGCGGCCGAGACUGACGUCGCACUGCAGAUGGAGGAUGCUCCACCCAAAGAGAAAGAAGAGUAUUUUAUCUAAGACCCCCCCGCUCCGU
Calidris pugnax (ruff) is the source of this 382-nucleotide messenger RNA. RefSeq names its product small cell adhesion glycoprotein (gene SMAGP). NCBI's taxonomy places the organism in Eukaryota, Metazoa, Chordata, Aves, Charadriiformes, Scolopacidae. Bases 85 to 366 code for a protein of 93 amino acids. The transcript is spliced from 3 exons. The record is from RefSeq and is a predicted model, not a curated record.